AGAGGAGGGGAGAGCACUGGGGAGCGGAGCCAGAGCCGGGCUGCCUGCCACCGGGCUGCUCGUCCGCUAGCUGGGGAGGAGCGCUCCACCCGCAUCUGACAAAGGAUGGGAGAAUGCCCGCGCCCCGGGGUGCCGGCCGCGCGCAGCCUGGCGGCCGCCUGAGCCACUUCACCCUCCGCCGGUAAGUGACUGAAAACAUCAUUCAUUCAAUCAGCCUUACUGGGAGUCCCCUCUCUCCGGUUGGUAGUCCCGGGCGGCUUGUCCCUGACCCCGAGCGGGGCUUGGCACAGCAUCAGCCCUGGAGGGCAGGCAGCAGGUGCUUUUGCCUGGUGGGUCCACUGGGGAGCGUGGCUGGGGGUUCGCGGCGGAUGCUGCCACCCAACCUGCUGGCGGCGGGCUAGCCCGAUAGGCGCCUCUCUGGUGAGUGGAGGCGGCUCCAGCCCGCUGCCUGGGGUAGUUGCUACUAUUGGCCCCCCGGCGCCCGUUCUGCGCGCGCGCCGUUUCUGGCGGAUCCCCAGUGCGCUGCGCGCUGUUUACUCCGGCGUGGUACUAGUCACCCAGCCGCACCCCUCGGAAAGCGCGGAAUCGAUGACAGCCACUUCACAGGCUCACGCGCUCCCAGUGUGGGCUUGAAGGGGACAGGGACAGAUUACCAAAGGAGAGCGCUCACUACGGAAGACACAGGGCAGCCUUUGUCUUGGGUUUAGCUCUGAUGCGCUCAACCCUGAGUCAGGUUCACUGCAACUGUUGGGUCCGAUUCUGGUUCCCUGCAACCGCCUUCCUGGGCGAGGGAUGUCAUUGUGUUCCUGCGGCCAGCGGGACUGAGAGCUGGGACUUAAGACGCCAGGAGGGUCCUGCGCUCACGGGAAAUGUACCCCAAAAGAACUCUGAGAGAAUAUACUCAACUGUCCUGCUGUGAUUAAACAAGACUGCUGCAUUUUAAUUUCAGAAAUUGAAAAGGGAUAAGAGGAAGGAGAAAAUGCUGGGCUGGUGUGAAGCGAUAGCCCGUAACCCUCACAGAAUUCCAAACAACACGCGAACACCCGAGAUCUCAGGGGAUUUGGCUGACACCUCACAAACCUCCACACUGAAUGAAAAAUCCCCAGGGCGAUCUGCAAGUCGAUCAAGUAACAUUUCAAAAGCAAGCAGCCCAACAACAGGAACAGCUCCCAGGAGCCAGUCAAGGUUGUCUGUCUGUCCAUCCACUCAGGACAUCUGCAGAAUCUGUCACUGCGAAGGGGAUGAAGAAAGCCCCCUCAUCACACCCUGUCGCUGCACUGGGACACUGCGCUUUGUCCACCAGUCCUGCCUCCACCAGUGGAUAAAGAGCUCAGAUACACGCUGCUGUGAGCUCUGCAAGUAUGACUUCAUAAUGGAGACCAAGCUCAAACCCCUGCGGAAGUGGGAGAAACUACAGAUGACCACAAGUGAAAGGAGGAAAAUAUUCUGCUCUGUCACGUUCCACGUAAUCGCGAUCACCUGUGUGGUUUGGUCUUUGUAUGUAUUGAUAGAUCGAACAGCGGAGGAGAUCAAGCAAGGCAAUGACAAUGGUGUCCUUGAAUGGCCAUUUUGGACAAAACUGGUUGUGGUAGCCAUUGGUUUCACAGGAGGUCUUGUCUUCAUGUACGUCCAGUGUAAAGUCUACGUUCAGUUGUGGCGCAGGCUGAAGGCCUACAACCGUGUGAUCUUUGUACAAAAUUGCCCAGACACUGCCAAAAAACUGGAGAAGAACUUCUCAUGCAAUGUAAACACAGACAUCAAGGAUGCUGUGGUAGUGCCUGUAUCACAAACAGGUACAAAUUCACUGCCAUCUGCAGAGGGUGGCCCCCCUGAAGUUGUAUCAGUUUGAUGGAACCUGUUGGGAGUUCCUUCACCGAAGAAUAUCUUUCUAACCCUCAGCCACUACAAAUGACAGAAGUGAUCUUGAAUUAUUUACUCCCUUCAGCUCCUCCUUUCUCCUACUGACACAUUUUUCCUGACUUUGUUCAAAGAGGAAAGGAGAAAAACACACCAAAUGCCCAGGAUCCCAUGAAGUACAGCGUGAAGUAUGAUAUGGAAAUGUGAAGUUUGCCAGAGAAUGAUUUCUAAGACAAAUAAAUAAGAACUACUGGGGCAAUUAAUGCUUUUAGGCAGUAAUCAAAGAUUAAAUGGACCCAUGAUACUCUUCAAAGUAACAGGGGAAAAGUUCAAGAAUACAGACUUGAAUUGCAAUGUGUAUUACUUCUAGGGCCUUGUAAUGUUAACUGUCUCAUCUGGAAAUAACAAACAUAUUUGGUUUUAAGCCUGAAAUUGUCUGCAUUAUCCCUAAGUCACAUUGGAAGCGAACUUGGAGGAUGCGUAUUUUGAUAUGUUUUGACAGCUAACAGAUUUUUAUGGUUCUAGUGGAGUCCGGUUAUUUUGACAGAUGCAUGUUUUUUAAACAGAUGAAAUAUACACUUGAAGACACUGAUAUUUGGAAUUAUGUCUAAGUCAUGAACAAAAGAAGAUUUUCGGAAAAUGUUCAGAUAUAAUUACCUCUGUUAAAUACCCACAGAACUAAGUUAUCAGGUCUUAUAUUUUUUUCUGAUUCCUCUAAUACAGUGCUGUCCAAUAGAAACACAAUAACCAUAAAUGCAGGCCACAUAUGUGAAUUUUUAAUUUCCCAGUAGCCCCAUUUUAAAAAGUAAAAAUAAAUGUUAAAGUGAAUUUUGAUUUUUAAAAAAUUUAACACUAUAUAUGUUAUUUCAACGUCAUCAAUAUAAAAAAUUAAGAUAGUUUACAUCUGUUUCUUGAAUCAAAUUUUCAAAAUCCAGUUUGUAAUUUAAAAGCACACUUCAACUUGAAUUAACUAUGUUGGAUAGCACAGCCGUAAAAUUAGAGACUAAGCUUCUGCUUUAUUUAACAGUUGAAUAUUUCAAAAAAGUUUCAUUCUUUUAUUUCAAAGUCUCAUAAAAGUUAUGAUUUUUAAAAGCACUAAAUUAAGUAUCCUCAUUUUAAAGUCAGAUGAAGUUCACAUCUCUAAAGGGUAAAAAUCCAAAAGUAUAGAAAGAUAAAAUAAUCUGCCUGUAGCAAAGUUGUGAAAUUAAUUUGUUUGUUACUAUGAAGUACUUACGAUAGGGGAAUAAAAUUACCUAUUUUUGUUAUUAAAUCAAAUGUGUAAGGCUUAUUUCAUCCAUGAGGUGUCAACUUGACAGAUGAGUAAUUAUGACUAAGAAUCUAGACGUUGCUAGCUGACAGGAUUUCCCUUGCUCAGUUAGAAAGCAAAAAUAGUCAACAGAUUCUGUGAUAAGUAAUUAAUUGUUUAGGUUUGACAGUUGAUUAUUGUGUUCUUUGCAUAUUCAUGUAAAACUGAUGUGUGAAUGGCAUUACAGUGAGUUAAUGAUUAUAGAUAUAGUAGCCUGUCAAAGAAAGACGUCCUACAUUAAAAAAGGUGUCAUAUUAUGUUAGCUGUCAUUAUUUAUUAACAUGAAAAGGCAAUGAUGGCCAUAAGAACCAAAGCAUGAGUAUCACAUUGCACAAAUCUGGGUAUCACAUGGAUGCACUUUGUAAUUAUCAGUGUGCUUGUUCUUCACAGAUCAUAGGAAAAAGGAAAAAAAAACAAACAAA
Molecule: messenger RNA, 3585 nt
Organism: Piliocolobus tephrosceles (Ugandan red Colobus)
Lineage: Eukaryota; Metazoa; Chordata; Mammalia; Primates; Cercopithecidae
Gene: MARCHF1
Product: membrane associated ring-CH-type finger 1
Exons: 8
Coding region: 980-1849 (289 amino acids)
Molecular function (GO): zinc ion binding
Source: RefSeq, a predicted model, not a curated record